Molecule: messenger RNA, 936 nt
Organism: Pocillopora damicornis (cauliflower coral)
Lineage: Eukaryota; Metazoa; Cnidaria; Anthozoa; Scleractinia; Pocilloporidae
Source: RefSeq, a predicted model, not a curated record
UUUUACAUUUUCCCCUCAGCAUUCAAAGCCGUGUUCUCAAAUCUCAAUGCCACUGGAAGAUAUGGUCCAACAUCGCUCGGAAGUUACUACACAGGUCAGGAUCAUGACGGACAAGUUGCUCUGUCCAGUGGUAUUCAACAGUGGACUGUGCCGUACACUGGUGAUUACAGAAUAGAAGCAGUAGGGGCAGCUGGGGGGUACGAUCUAGAGAUUAACAGCUCUCAGUACCGCGGAAGAGGAGCAAGAAUUAUUGGAACAUUCCGCUUAAACAAGAGUGAAGUCAUCCAGGUACUUGUAGGUCAAGAAGGAGGAAGAAACAAGAGGCGUUAUUCUUCUGGAGGUGGUGGAGGUACAUUUGUAGUGAGAGGAGCCAACACACCUUUGAUAAUAGCUGGAGGCGGAGGAGGGGUAGCACGUGUAAAUUCAAGACAUACAGAAUGUGAUGCCAGCACAAACACGAAAGGGAAUCCUGGGUUCAAAUCAUGGCCAGGGGGAAGCAAUGGACAUGGUGCACAGACUGCUGAUUCUGGAUACUCAGGUGGUGGUGGUGGCGGGUUUUACUCCAGUGGAAGAAGUGGAACGAAUUUCAAUGGGACCAAGGGACAUGGUGGCGAGGGUGGUAAGGGAUUUCUGCAGGGAGGGGUGGGUGGGAGAUCACGGUAUCCCGACGUCUAUGGUGGGUUUGGCGGAGGAGGUGGACCUGAGGGAUAUUUGGCAAGAGGAGGAGGAGGAGGAGGAGGAUACUCUGGGGGAGGCAGUGGGAAAAAGCAUGCAGAUUCCUGUGGGGGUGGUGGUGGAUCCUACAAUGUUGGAAACAAUCAGCAGAAUGAAUGUUGUUACAAUAAGGCUGGCCAUGGUCAGGUGACCAUCACACUACUGUAGAAGAAACAACCGAACCGCUUCCCAUCCAAUGCAUAGAUGAUUUUAACCCUUUAA